This is a messenger RNA of Ictalurus furcatus (blue catfish), 3357 nucleotides long. It is a transcript of the gene epb41l3b, whose product is annotated as erythrocyte membrane protein band 4.1-like 3b. The transcript has 19 exons. Lineage: Eukaryota; Metazoa; Chordata; Actinopteri; Siluriformes; Ictaluridae. Bases 566 to 2281 code for a protein of 571 amino acids. Gene Ontology annotation, molecular function: actin binding; structural molecule activity. Gene Ontology annotation, cellular component: cytoskeleton; plasma membrane. The record is from RefSeq and is a predicted model, not a curated record.
CAUGUUGUGUAUGGUAUUAAGCUGAUCCUCCAUUCUGUUCAAGAACUCGUGGGAUCUGUAUGGUUCAACUAACACGAUAGUUUAAUCCUGCACGCAUACGCGCGCACGCUUGGGGAUUUCGCGCUUCCGCGUUCUUUUCCCGCGGCGCGUCUGACGUUGAAUUGGCGCGCUGUGAUUGGCUGCAGUAUCUGCGUCACUACGCUACAUCGCGCGUACUCCAGCCCCACAACCAGCUCGUGCGCGGAUGUUAAGUGGGACUCAGUGAAUCUAAACCGCGUCGCUGGUCGUGGCUCUGUGACCGGAGAACGGUGGAAAGGACACCGAAUUUCCGUGUGACUUGCCAUGACUGCUGAUGCAUGCUGGGAUUCAGUGGCCAGGCAGAAUCACAUUCAUAACCAGCAGCUCCAGCCAUCCCGAGAUCAUCGUCCAUCAAGUGCUCUACGGGCAAUAGGUGGAGGCACAAAACGGGUCACACGUACACAGCUCUAGUAAAGUGGCGAGGAGGACUACAUAUCCCAGAAGUCUUUAAGCAGCAAGCUUUCCUGGACCGCACUCGUUAAACACCAUGCAGUGCAGGAUCACCCUAUUGGAUGGCUCUGACUACACCUGCACGGUGGAGAAGAAAGCCAAAGGCCAGGUCCUGUUUGAUAAAGUGUGUGACCACCUCAACCUUAUGGAGAAGGACUACUUUGGCCUGACGUACCGUGACGCAGAACAUCAGAAGAACUGGAUGGACUCUGCGAAAGAACUGAAGAAACAAAUGAGAACUGGACCCUGGAAUUUUGGGUUUAAUGUGAAGUUUUAUCCUCCUGACCCAUCUCAGCUGUGUGAAGAUAUCACCCGGUACUACCUGUGCCUUCAGCUGAGAGACGAUGUCGUGUCGGGCCGUUUGCCGUGCUCCUUUGCCACUCACACUCUCCUGGGUUCAUACAUCGCCCAGUCUGAGCUGGGAGACUACGACCCUGAAGAGCUGGGCAGCGAUUACAUCAGCGACCUCCGCUUCGCUCCCAACCAGACCAAAGAGCUGGAGGAAAAGGUCAUAGACCUGCAUCGCAACUACAAUGGAAUGACUCCAGCUGAGGCGGAGAUGCUGUUUCUGGAGAACGCCAAGAAGCUCUCCAUGUAUGGAGUAGAUCUGCAUCGUGCUAAGGAUUCGGAGGGAGUGGAGAUUAUGUUAGGUGUGUGUGGCAGCGGCCUUCUCAUAUACAGAGACCGACUGCGCAUAAAUAGAUUCGCCUGGCCCAAAAUCCUCAAGAUAUCCUACAAGCGGAACAACUUCUAUAUCAAGAUACGCCCCGGAGAGUUGGAGCAGUUUGAAAGCACCAUUGGUUUCAAGCUGCCAAAUCACAAAGCUGCAAAGAGAUUGUGGAAAGUGUGCGUGGAACAUCACACGUUUUUCAGAUUGGUGGCUCCUGAAACUCCUGCUAAAAAGUUCCUGUCACUGGGCUCUAAGUUCCGCUACAGUGGGAGAACGCAGGCACAGACACGCCGAGCCAGCUCCCAGAUCUCUCGGCCUGCACCGCAGUUUCAACGCUCCUCCAGCAAACGGCUCACCACCACUCGCAGUUUAGAUAACGCACCAGCCAUGGCCAACAAUGACGACUUGAUGAAGGACUCUAAACCAGCCUUUGCCAUUGGGACCCUCAUCACCACAGUAACGCCAGAGAAAAAGGCGGAGGAAGAAAACGCAGUCGAAGACGAAAGCGCUCCUGCUACAGAGACCUCCGAGCCUGCCCCACCCACUCCUGUUACCAAGACUGCAGAAGAUGCCAAAUCUGAACCUCCUCAGAACAUUUUGGAAGAAAAACCAGAGACCGCGGAGGCUGACUCUGCUGAGAGAUCAGAUGACCAACAAGACCCUGCGGUAGUAGAGGAAGAUGAAGCUGAAGCUAUGCUGUCGGUGGAGUCGGGGGAGACGGUGCAACCGAUGACCAACGAGGUGCCUGUUGUUCAUACGGAGACCAAAACCAUUACAUACGAGUCUGCUGAGGUGGAUGCUAACGGUGACGCAGACCCUGGAGUUCUAAUGAGUGCUCAGACCAUCACGUCUGAGAACAACAGCACCACGACCACCACUCAAAUAACAAAGACUGUGAAGGGAGGCAUCUCGGAGACGCGAAUCGAGAAGAGGAUCGUCAUCUCUGGGGAUGCCAGCAUCGAUCAUGACCAGGCUCUGGCUCAGGCCAUAAAAGAGAUCAAAGAGCAGCACCCAGACAUGUCGGUCACCAAAGUAGUGGUUCAUAAAGAGACGGAGAUCUUGACUAGUGAAGGUGACCAGUGACGCAGGAGUAAACACCAGUCUGACAGAGGACACUGCCAUUUUCUCCACUCCAUUGCCCCAUGGACAUUUGGCUUCUGUGACCUUUUUGAUCUCAGAUCCAGACAGCUCAGUGGAUGUGCUGGGACAGUGGAGAAGCGAUGAUUCAUAUGAGACACAUACACACACACAGACACACCCGCUCCAAUCAGCCCUGCACUCCAACAUUACCAGAAGCUCAGCUUUUUAUUGGAACGAUCAUUUUACUGUUAACAUCAAUAAUCUGCAGACGCUAUGGACGUGUGAAAGCUCCAGAAAGCAGGAGAAUCUUCUCAAAAACAUUUUUUUUUUUUUUUUGUAACCUUGAAGUGUUUAAUUUAUGCACCUUCAUUUUUAUUUAUAGCAGACACUUGAUCACCAUGCCAACGACAAAGCUAUAAAUCCAUACACCAGUGUUCCAGGGAGAUAUCGAAUUCGAGCCAGGUUUGCUGACCUGGAGAUUAAAUUUCGUCCAAGUGUCUUAAAUGUUUUCACUGAACUCUGACUGGCAGAUCAGAUUAGCAAAACUUGGAUUAAUCUGUACAUGGAGAAAACCAGUCCACAGGCCAGGAGUUAAUGGUAUUGAGUUGAAGUGUUUAAGUCUUUAAAUAUGUACAAUACAUAAGGUUAUAAUCCACAAUAGCAUUAAUUCUCUGUAUUGCAAUGUUUGUUCAUAAUUGGCCGCUAUUAAAAGGGCUGCUCUUGGAAACUUUACUUUGAAACUCUAAAUCUGAUCUUUUUACUUUUUAUCUUAUUGUUGCUCUGGGGAAGAUACGGAAUUGUACGUCCUCAAAUUUUACACUGGCAAGUUCUAAAGGGGUUGGGGGGUUGAACCUUGACCUCUUGAGGCUUUUGUAAAACUUUGAUCCCAACAGUUUGUGUAUUUCAUUUUCCCCUGGUGACCUGAUAUAGAACCUGAAUUACCCAGAAUCCUGUUGACCUUUUUCUUCUUUCUAAACACACAACAUAGAUUAUACGGAUAUACUGCACACACAAAAAAAAACACAUUUGGAUGUGAUUUAUUUUGGUUUUAUUUUGUAAUUAAAUAUUACUGAAGUCAA